AUGUACUUCAGUGAUUUGAUAAAAGUGGAAACUGUGGUUCUACAGCAACUAGAACUGCCAAAAGACGCUGAAAAUUCGAUUUGUGAGCUUUCGUUGGAAGAUAUUUUUUCAUUCACUUUUAAGUUUGCGAUAAACUGGCCAAUGUCAGCUUUGUCAUCAGCAUUUGUCGCCUGGAAAGGUCUAUAAAGCUCGUGGAACAACUUACGCGGUCUGUUGGAGUGCCCACGAUUCAAGUGGAUUUCAAUUACUGGCCCUUACCUCUCAAUUUGACUGGUUUUGGAAACAAACUCACAAAUUCAAGCAAUGACGUUCGGAAAAUUGCAGAGCCCGUUAUUCCGGAAGGAGACUCAUCCAAUUAUGUGAAAAUGAUUUUAUCGACACUUGUCUUUCAAAAUGUCAUUUCUGAAAUAUUCACAAAUUUGGAUGUCCUCCCAAAUGCAACUGUGUUAUAUGACAACUUAUACGGUGAGUUUUAUUGAUUGUUCAAAAAUAUUUUUUUAUAUAGAACCUGGAUUGACAACUUGGAAAGACGCCUUCUCUGUCAUUCCUGGAAUUCGAUUUGUUGCAUUGGAAACGACUACUCAGAAAAUGCGAGCUCAAAUUCAAAAAAUGAAAAACACCGUGAAAAACAUCAUCAUUGUAGCUAAAACGGAAAACGUUGAGAGAUUUACUGUGGAAGUAAGACUCACACUUCUCAUCCCUUGCAAGUUCAAUUAUUCUUGUUUUUUUCAUUGCAGGCGGCACAGCUUAUCGAAGAACGAGCUUUCAGUGUAGUGGUACUGACCAAAGUGAGAUCACUCUUCUACAAUUUCAGUCCUUAUUGUUUUCCAGGACAUCACGGCUUUCAAAUGCGACAGUUGCCUUUCUGCCUUCAUGUACUGGAUAAGACCUUACGCGCCAGGAUCUUUGCUGGAAGUUCGAGAUCUGGACGACUUUUUGUUUCGCAAUGAGAUAGGACUCGAGCUGGACUACACUAUCAGCGGUUGGGACGAGGUUUAACUCCGAGCUCAAUAUGAAACUAAAAUUCAAAUAAAUCAAACUUUUCUUUUUUUUGUGAUUAUUCUUGUUCCAUUGGAAUUAAACUUCCCACGCUUUCAAAGCUAUCGAAGAUUAGAAAACACUUCAGCUUUGCAGGUGAAUGUGGCGUUUUACAUGAGCGUCAUGGGUUUUGCGUUCAACACGAUAUCCCAGUUCAAUACUACACUUGAAGUCAUGCCUUCCUAUUCUUGCUAUGAUAACUUUUCCGAGCCCGAAACAAACGUCACGCUUCGAGACGUCAUUUUAAACGAUCCAGUCCAUCAAUACGGAAAUUACUGGGAAUACGGUUCAAACUUCUUUUAUCAAGUAAUCAGAUUUUUUCUAAUGCAGGAACUAUAGGGCUUUUACAGAAUGUUCAAGCAAGAGUUUACAAAAUCGACAGGCUAAAGGAGCUUGAAGAUGCGCAAAUCAAUAAACAGGUAUGAAAAACGUUUGAUUUUAUGACUUUAUGAAGUAAUAAAUCAAUGAUUUCUAGUCAAAUUUGAUUUGGCCUCAGUUCAAGACCAAUAAACUUUCAAACCAUAAUAACAGAAAAAAAAAUUCAGCCAGAAAAAAUUUAACCUUGGCUCUGGGAGCUAAUUUACUUUCCAUUCUCAUAGACUAUUCCCCUCUUUUCAUAGGCCCUAUAAAAGAAAAUAUUUUUUGCCAGUUUUUCAAAUUAUUUAUAUCCCUUCACAUGAUUCCUACUUUUUCCGUCAUAAAAUUUUACAAAUCGCUCAAGUUCAGUUUUUUUUGUGAUUUUUUAAACCUGAAAUUGGAUUUCUUUCAGGUUGGUGUCUGGCAGCCAAGAGAAAAGUUGUCGGUUUUCUACGGCACUCUCGACGUCGAUGUCCGAAGUCUUGAUAUUUAUCGCGUUGUUACUCUCAUCGUUCGUUUCAAAACUCAAAAUUUUCACUAAUCAAGUUUCCUGUUUCAGCAGCCGCCUUUUGUUCAAAGAACUCAAGAUCCAGACGUUCCUUAUGAAGGAUAUUGCAUUGACUUGAUUAAUUUGAUAAAAGACGAAGUGAACUUCACCUACACUUUGUAUGAAGUUGAAGAUGGAAGUUUUGGAACAAUGGACGAAAAUGGCAAUUGGAACGGCCUCAUAGGAGCAUUGGGUGAGUGGAAAAAGUUCCAGAUUUUUUUUUCGAACUAGUUUUUCAGUUUCUGGCUCCGCCGACAUCGCUUUGGCUCCUUUGAGUGUGAUGGCAGAAAGAGAGAACGACGUUGAUUUUACAGUACCGUACUACGAUCUCGUCGGAACCACCAUUUUGAUGAAAAAAGCGGACGUUGAAUAUUCUUUAUUCAAGUUUAUGAAAGUUCAUAUAUUCAUCAAUAUCCGAAGAAACUAAAUGUUCAGGUGUUGGAAUGGCCAGUUUGGCUAUGCAUUGUUGCUGCCUACCUCUUCACGAGCGUUCUUCUUUGGACUUUCGAUAAGUUUAGCCCGUAUUCAUACUCCAACAAUAGAGAAAGGUUUUUUUUUGAAAAGAAAAACUAAUAAUAGAAUUGGUCAGAUACAAAGAUGAUUUGGAAAAGCGAAACUUCAGUUUGAAAGAAUGUCUUUGGUUUUGUAUGACGUCACUGACUCCUCAAGGUUAAAAUUAAUUCAAAACAAUGUGGAUUACUUCAAAUUAGGGGGCGGUGAAGCGCCAAAAAAUAUUUCUGGACGGCUGGUGGCUGCAACAUGGUGGCUUUUCGGGUUCAUUAUUAUUGCUUCGUAUACUGCCAACUUGGCUGCCUUUUUGACUGUUUCGCGUUUGGAACAGCCUAUCAGGUAAAUCUCAAUAAAAACAGAUAUAUUCUUUGCAAAGUUUAGUUCUUUGGACGAUCUCGCCAAGCAGUACAAGAUCGAAUACGCUCCAAUCAAAGGCAGCGCUUCGGAGACUUACUUCCGAAGAAUGGCUGAAAUUGAAGAAACUUUCUACAAGUUAUUUUGAUAUGUCAAUCAAAUUUUAAUCAAUGUGAUUUGAGAAUUUGGAAAGAAAUGUCGCUAAAUGAGAGCAUGUCACCGAGAGACCGUGCAAGGCUUGCUGUUUGGGAUUAUCCAGUUUCAGACAAAUUCACCAACAUGUGGAGGUAAUUUUCUUUUGAGUCAUAAAAAACUCUCCUUCAAUAGUCCCAUUAUUCAAAUCAAAUUUGGUACCAGGUACAUGCAAGAAUCGAAACUUCCACCUAACAUGGAUGCUGCAAUUGAGAGAGUUCUUACUUCUGUGGAUGGCUACGCUUUCAUCGGUUAAUUUUCUCUAGAAGCACAAAUUAAGUUGUGAAUUUUCCAGGGGACGCAACUGAGAUCAAAUACGCAGCAUUGACAAAUUGUAAGCUGCAACAAGUUGGAACGGAAUUUUCCAGGAAACCAUAUGCCAUCGCAGUUCAAAGUGGACAUAUUUUGAAAGACGAGAUCUCCAGCGCGUAUGGAAACAUGAAAAAGUGUUCUACAGAGUGAUUUAAGGAUAUUGAUGCUUUUAAAUCAAAGACGGCUAGAGACGUUAAAAGAGAAAUGGUGGACUGACAAUCCGAAUAAGGUGCGAAAGCUGUCCUUUAUUCUGAAGUCUUCAUAUUCAGGUUACUUGUCCGGACUCGUCCGAUGAAAGCGAUGGAAUUUCCAUACAGAACAUUGGAGGAGUUUUCAUCGUCAUUCUGGCCGGCAUAGCGCUUUCUAUAAUAACCUUAGCGUUUGAAUAUUUCUACUACAAGUAAGCUGAUUUAAUUCGAAACUUGCGACGCACGGGAAUAAAAUUAAAAAAAAUGAUUCAUCCUAAUGCGGAAGCUUUCAGAAGGAAAGCCAAAAAAGCUGCAGAAAAGUUAGAAUUGGAAGUAAAAUCGGCUGCAAACGGGACGAACGGCGACCUUUUCUCUCCAGAUCUUCCUUCAGCAACUCCGCCAAGACUGGGAACCCUCAGAAGGUCCAAUUCCAUGUUUACCUACGAGAACACGGCUUUUCAGUACUGA
This is a messenger RNA of Caenorhabditis auriculariae, 3966 nucleotides long. Lineage: Eukaryota; Metazoa; Nematoda; Chromadorea; Rhabditida; Rhabditidae. The record is from the annotation of a GenBank genome assembly.